This is a messenger RNA of Tremella mesenterica DSM 1558, 348 nucleotides long. RefSeq lists its product as uncharacterized. Lineage: Eukaryota; Fungi; Basidiomycota; Tremellomycetes; Tremellales; Tremellaceae. The coding region runs from base 1 to 348 and encodes 115 amino acids. The transcript is spliced from 3 exons. The record is from RefSeq and is a predicted model, not a curated record.
AUGCCAAACCAUGGGUGUGUGAGAGAACGACGACGACCUACAUCGGCACCACAUAAAGACCAUAUCACCGCUCAAAAAACUUCGCGCUGGACCCUUUGUCCAAUUGGUAUCAAUCAAACUUCACUGGUCACGACAAGCUCGCGGAGCCUUCGAGUUCGUCCCGCUGGCCCGCGGGGGUCUGUGACCAUUUGCGAGUUGGUUGCAGGCGAAGAGGAUGUAAUGUCAACACUGGACGACGCUGACAUGGGUCGAUCCCGCAACGCCUAUAAUGCCGCCGUCCAACUCGUAGUCGAUCUGUCUCCCCCUGAGAUUUUUGUGUACAUGAUUGUGACUGAUGUCAGCGAAUGA